Molecule: messenger RNA, 861 nt
Organism: Symbiodinium sp. CCMP2456
Lineage: Eukaryota; Dinophyceae; Suessiales; Symbiodiniaceae
Source: the annotation of a GenBank genome assembly
AUGCGAGGGGGGGCAAACAAGAAGUCAAACAAACGCAGCCAAGUUUGGGACGACUUGGAUGAGUACCAAUGCAGCUUGCUGAACACCACUUGGCUGAAGGCAGCGCACUCGGCUACACUCCGUGCCGGCUGCGACCGAGACGAGGCCCUGUACAGAGUCUUGCUGUCAUUCUCCGUAGCACCCCGCCCGCAGGCGGAAGCCAAGGCACAGGUCGCUGCGAGUCGGGCAGCCGUGGCUUGGGGCAUGCAGGGGCCCUUCGCCCUUUUCUGUCACGUGACGGCCCACCGCACUUCCUGGUUUCAGGCAAGAGGAGGAUACCAUUUGGACCACGGCAUUUUGCACGGGGAAGCUCACGCUGACGGCUUGCAGCCGCAUGAGGUGGCGCAGAUUGCUUCGACUGCUGUGAGCCAAAUGGCAAGGGCAGAAGCAGAACGAGGAAUGCAAGGGCUGGAGGAUGCUGCGAUGGAGGCACUUGCAUGCCGAGUUUGCUGUGAUGUGCAUGCGAGAAACGACGUUUUUGGAAGGCUGGCAAGGCUGCCGCGAGGGUUGGUCUGGAUCUGGGUUCGAUCCUUGUCGGAUCGGCACGCUGCUGCAAGAUUUUGUGCCUGUUUCUUCCUCCGUUCCCGAGGCAUGAGCGAGCAGACCUCCUACGAAGUUGCAGCAGCCACUGCCGCAGAGAUGGCGGAGGCUGACAAGUUGCUACAUUCUGCAGCACCGCUCGCUUCAGCUCCUUCCAGGGCAUCGCUUCAGCUGCGUGGAAGCGCCUCUCGGCAAGCAUAUGCUACAGGUAGCAGCGUUAGCACCCUGAACUCGCAGAAGCCUCACAUCGCAUUCCCGUGCUCUGACGGUGCCUCGAACUGA